This is a messenger RNA of Penicillium brasilianum, 450 nucleotides long. The record is from the annotation of a GenBank genome assembly. NCBI's taxonomy places the organism in Eukaryota, Fungi, Ascomycota, Eurotiomycetes, Eurotiales, Aspergillaceae.
AUGAAAGCCGAAAAGGAAAAGUCAUCAUCCCAGCAAUGCAACGCUAGACAAUUGAUGACAUGGUGGUCCAACUUGCCGGGCGAUGACAUCAGCAUCCUCGGGAACCUGGCCGAUGACGUCGGCGAUCGUAGCUUCUUUUCGUUUCUCCAUCAGAAUGCAACUCACCAUCGGCGCUAUUGGAUCUGCAUGAAGAAGUGCCCCAUUGAGCUGUACUCUCUAACUCAUCUGGGGCAAAUUCCACAGUGGCCGCCAGUGUCCGAAGCUGGAGUCUAUUCCCAUCAAGCUCUGUUGACUCCAUCGUUCGCAAUUACUGGAUUGGAUCUGCAUGAUUUACCCUUCCGCAUCAUCCACAGCAUCCACCUCGUCGUCUGUGGCUUCGAACUCUCUCCAAUCUCCCCCAAGUUCUCCACCGAAACGAGUAAGGUGCCCCCAUAAAAAAAGUUGUCGACG